Hyaloperonospora brassicae is the source of this 2100-nucleotide messenger RNA. Lineage: Eukaryota; Oomycota; Peronosporomycetes; Peronosporales; Peronosporaceae. The record is from the annotation of a GenBank genome assembly.
AUGCGACCAAGACGAGCGGCAAGCACUGGAGACAACAGCCGCUUGAUGGCUACAGUACCUGCAUCUCCGGUGCCACCAACUCCGCCGCCAUCUUCUUCUGCGUCUUCUCCGCCGAGUGCUGCCAGCAGGAAGCGCAUGCGACGCCAAUGUUCCCAUCCCGACUGCAGAAAAGUGGACGCGGGUGGCGGCUUUUGCGUUGCCCACGGAGGCGGCAAAAAGUGCUCGUUCCCGGGCUGCACAAAAGGGUACCAGACCGGCGGCUUUUGCCGAAAACACGGAGGCGGUGCACGCUGUCAGGUGAUUGGGUGCGGAAAAGUGGACGCUGGCAGGGGACUGUGUCGAGCUCAUGGCGGCGGCAAACGCUGCCAGAUCGCGGGAUGUCCGAAAGCUGACGUUGGCGGAGGGUUCUGCACAACGCAUGGCGGCGGCAGGCGCUGUUCGGAGCCAGGAUGCACCAAGAUUGACCAGGGAGGAGGUAGGUGCCGAGCUCACGGCGGCGCGAGACGAUGUCGACGAAGGGGCUGUCAGCAACCGGCUCGAGGCGUCACGGGAUUCUGCUCGGAGCACGGCGGGGCGCGUGUUUGCUCUGUCCUGAGCUGUAGAAGACUGGUGCGCUCUCCCAAUGAUACCGGCACGAUGUGUGCGACGUGUUCGGCGGGUCAAAAGCAGAGAGGCGUCGGACACACGCAGGUCGAACACGAGCACUCUUCGAAUAGCGAUCAAUCGAGCGAUAGUCCACGAGACAGUGCGGCGCUGACUCCAGAGCGCCAGAAUGCACAUGUGCUUGCAUCGUUUCGGCCGCCGCCUCCACACCCAGCAAACUCUCGGUGCGACGGCUCGCGGGUCGCUGGUUGCUUGAAUAAUGGUUGUGCGCGUAGUUACGGCGGAGACUGCAACUGUGCUGCAACGUGCUCAUGCAACGCUCCGACGUCGCCAUGUACGUCUCGAACAGUUCCAGUGCUAACGAGUAGCAACACGAUCCCAGCCGUUGCCUCUCCCGCCAGCCAGACACAAAGUCCCAACGCUAGCGAGUUUGCAUCGAUGCCUCAUGCCUCAUCGCCGAGGGCCACUAUGGUCCCGCGCGUUGUGCUUCGGAUCAGGCCGCGUUCGAGCUUGAUAAGCAUCCAGACAAUUGUCGCCAUGUUGGCGGCGAUGUCAGGAAUCAGGAGUGUGCACGUGGUCACAGACAGCUCCACGCUACCUCGUUCCGACGGAUGUGCGUCAAAGAGUGAAACAACAGUGCCUGAUUCUGGCUCGGAGCCAACUCCAUCGUCAUGGCUUGUAGUCGUGCGCGGAGACGAGUCGCUGGACACGGAAAGCUUUCCGGCAGUCGUACAGAGCCUCCAGCUUGCGGAGAUCGUCGUGGUUGAGCAAACGUCAACGGCCUGGACGCGCAAGGAAGUGGUACUACGAGUCCCCGAUAUGAUGUGUCCUGCAAACUGCGGUACGUCGAUACUUAACGCCGUGCGGGUAGUGGACAGGGUGGAAGCUGCACGACUCCGCUUUGAGCAUCGCCAAGUUGUCGUACGCGGUGACAUGAGCGUCGAUGCCCUCUGUGCGGCUGUCAUGGACAUUGGUUUCGACUCGAAAGUCGAUGCAGAAACUCUACUUCCUCGGCGAUUUCGUUUCCGUGUGGACGAUCUGAGCGAUGUGGGGCUAAACGGCGUCAAGCUCGAAGAAACACUGAUAGCCGUGGAAGGCGUCGAGAAUCUCGUGCUGCUCACAGAUCGCAUUGAAGUGUUGGUGGUAGCGAUGCUGCAGGACUCAACUCCGCUUGUGGAGGCUGCCCGCCGUGCAGGUUUUGACAUGCUUGAGCUGGCGGAAGAAGCUUGGCGAAUACCGGUGGAAGCGGUGCCGCCGCCACCUGGAUCGUCAAAUCAUGCGAACGCUGCCACUACAGCGUACCCUGAGACGCACAAGUGUGAUAUGCGUAUUUGCCCGCAAUUUGGUUGUCCGACAUAUAUGACGACUGUAGCCCACACCGCGGCACUAGCUGUUGGCUGGGCCGUACCGGGUUGUGGUAUGGCCUCUGGAGGAGAGUGUACGUGCGGAGAUAGUUGCAAGUUUGUGGGUUGCCCCAAGCAUGACCCCGUGUCAUGA